Molecule: messenger RNA, 792 nt
Organism: Lycium barbarum (goji berry)
Lineage: Eukaryota; Viridiplantae; Streptophyta; Magnoliopsida; Solanales; Solanaceae
Product: profilin-1-like
Exons: 3
Coding region: 163-558 (131 amino acids)
Cellular component (GO): cell cortex
Molecular function (GO): actin monomer binding
Source: RefSeq, a predicted model, not a curated record
UCUUCCUCAAACCAACACCUAGACGAGUUUCCAACUUUUGCAAAGCUGUCCUAUUUAAACUCUGUCCCCCUUUUGCACCAUUGAACUUUGAAACAACCAACGCCUGAAUUGUUUAUUCUGAAAAAAAAAGGACUAGGAAAACAACAUUGUUGAGUCGGAAAAAUGUCGUGGCAAACCUACGUGGAUGAUCACUUGAUGUGCGAAGUUGAAGGCCACCACCUCGCCGCCGCGGCUAUUCUCGGUUUUGAUGGCAGCGUUUGGGCUCAAAGCCCCGCCUUCCCUCAGUUUAAACCAGAGGAAAUUGCUAAUAUCAUGAAAGAUUUUGAUGAACCUGGAUUUCUUGCUCCCACUGGGCUAUUCCUUGGUGGGACAAAGUACAUGGUCAUCCAAGGAGAACCUGGUGCUGUCAUCCGUGGCAAAAAGGGAUCUGGUGGGAUAACCAUCAAGAAAACAAACCAAGCUCUGAUUUUUGGGAUCUAUGAAGAACCAGUGACUCCAGGACAGUGUAACAUGGUUGUUGAGAAAAUUGGAGACUACCUCUUUGACCAGGGUUAUUGAAUUUCAUAAAUCCCAUUAUUAAUUUUUUUGUGUUUGGUGAUUGCAUCUCCAUGUUAUAUGGCCAAAGUGUUACUGGAACUUUUUACCCAGAAAAAUAACUAGCCUAACGGUUGCUAUUUCCUCUUCGCUUUAAAUUUUGUGAUAUUUUACUGAAAGAAGUGUUGUGUGUUGAUCACUUGUUUAGCCUUUUAUUGGGACCGCGUCUGUAAUAAAAAUAUGUUUUAAUUGGAUUUC